ACGGUGUGUCCUCACUGUUCUAUCUGUCGCGUCGGAUUGCGUCCGCACACGAGUGACCCAAUUGCUACACGCUUGGUUGCAGAUUUCAUGAGUGUCCUCCACUACGUCACAGAAUUUUUCUUUUGCUGACCACGGACGCGACGAUCAUGGGUAGCGAAGUGAGGGAGAAUGCAAAAACCAGGAAGGAGUUCGUCUUCUGUGGCCAAUUCUGCAAGGUUUCAGAUUUUGUGGAAUGAUCGUAGGUGCCGAACCGGAGAUUCAUGAGGACAAUCCGAAGGCCGGCAGUGACACUCGUGGACUGUACAACAGGUGGCUAAAUGCCUGGGACGGCUGGAAGAUUGGAUUUAGUCAUUUCGUGGAUCUACGAGACGAACCUACCGAGUCGGUACUGUGGAAGAUGCUGGAUCGGCGUGCGGCAGGCAUCUUCCCUCGUACUCAAAAAGGGGCAGACCUGAUCAUCCCGAUGUUUUGCAACGAUGAAGUGUCGUUUAUCCUGAUCAAAGUGACGAACCGAGUAGAAGAAAACGAGCGUCCUGAAUCAUUACUGCAAAAGCUUUCACCACUACACCUUUUCAAAGAGGGAACCCCGCUUCGGAAAAUAGACAGCGCCAAGAUGAUUCGACUUAAUGUUAUUCUAUGCGACGAGUCAAAUGCUUGCGGUACCUCUGCGCAAUCCGUCGUGAUACCAAGUCGCGGCAAUGAAAUCACAGAACUUGACUGCGCGCUGUAUAUUCGCGGUCCAUUUGCACCACAUUCGGACGCAGACAACGUCACUGAGACUCGUGGACGGUGGUCGUUUUUGUCAGCGAAGCUGAUCAAGCAGUCAUCAACUCAGCGUGGCGGGAUGCCAAGACACAAGUUGAGAGUGACCUUGCCAGCCACGACGUUGACGAAAUCUACGGCAUUUCGUGCACCUCUUUCGCGUAAGAAUGGCAUGGAAGUGGCAUCAAAGACACUUGAUAUCUCCUUUGUGAACACGUAGAAAUUGGUAAGAGGUAGCGAAGUACGUCAUGAUAAUCUCAAAACCUGAUUGUCAAA
This is a messenger RNA of Phytophthora nicotianae INRA-310, 1038 nucleotides long. RefSeq lists its product as hypothetical. The coding region runs from base 233 to 982 and encodes 249 amino acids. The transcript has a single exon. The record is from RefSeq and is a predicted model, not a curated record. Lineage: Eukaryota; Oomycota; Peronosporomycetes; Peronosporales; Peronosporaceae.